AUGCAUUACCCUCUACACAUUGUCGUUGUGUUGACGAGCCCAUGGAUCCUUCAGGAAUACGCGCAAGCGGCGAAAAAUGGUCUAAGUGCCGAAGUGCUGACGUCUUUCGCCAGAAACAUCGCCUCGGUUCUAUCGACGACCUUGCUCAGCGAUUACCAAGACUCACCUGUGAACCAGUCAUCGAGCGGUAACCUUCUGAAAAGAAUUCAAGAUGCGCAGCGACCGUUGGAGAUGGUCACCAAUCAGUCAGAAGGAUCAGAGACGAAUGCCUCCUUUGAUCGCUACCCUCGAUCCACUCGCGAAUCUUCUUCAAACGAAGGAGAAACACUAUUCCAGAAUCCUUACGCGACAAAUCCUCCACGUUAUUCAAAAUAUCACGAGUCGGUAUCCUCCUACAAACCGUACGAAUUCACCGUGAAUUCAAGAAUUCCUUACAACGAGGUGAACACACCUGGAAAUCUUAAUAUAAUCAAUACCAAAGAAAAUUCCGUCAACGAAGACGUUAAUCCACCUCCUCUCCAUUAUCCUUCUCUUGGAUUCAGAUACAAACCUGAACCCGUCGAUCCAUUAUCUGAUUCAAAUCAUUAUGCCAGAUUAGUAGAUCUUCAUUAUCAUCGUCUCUCGACUCAGAGACCCGUCGAUCCUCGGCAACAUUCGACAACACCCGAACAAGAGAUUAACACGGAUGAAAACGGGAAUAAUAACCAGAUUGCCAGGAUAACUCGAAGACCUUAUAAUCUCAAUUAUCGUGGCUCCUUUCAUAAUUCCUAUUAUACACCAGGGUUUCAAGGACAGCCAGAGUUCUAUCCUCGCGAGAGGCCCGUGGAAAGUGAGGAUCGAUACGUGACUCCGACUAAUGGGCGAGAUGAAAGUGAUCCAUCUAGAUUGGAAGAUCAGAAUCAAGGUCAAACUGCGUUAAAGGGAUACGAUUACGGCCCUCGUUUUCAUUACGGUUUACCUCCAUAUGAUGCUUUCUAUCACGGAUUUCCUGGAUUCUAUCCCCGCCCCUACAACCAUACUUUUCAUCCGGGAUAUAACAAAGAGACGCAGAGCGAUGGUAACGGAACCGGUCCACAACCGUACGGUCCACCAUCCUUUUAUCACGAUCCUAGGUUUGGUCCUCACCAACAACCAUUCUAUCCAAAUUUCCACGAGCACGGAAGACCCGUUCGACCGUCUCAGAAUUCAGCUGAUAAUCAAGGAAAUUCGGAACAAAUCGUUACACCAGAAAAUGGACAGGGUAAUAAUGCCACGUAUCACGGAUAUCCGCCAUUUGGAUAUCCACUACCUUAUGGCCCCCAUUAUGGGGGUCUCAAUUUGCACGGUUAUCCUCUGCUGCCAUUCUUCGGUGGUCUUGGACACGGAUUCCACGAUCACCUAUUCUCAGGGAUCAAAUCCGUGCCUUAUUUGAAUUUUUACCAUCACUUUCCAUCGGUUCAUUGGCAUCCUCCGUACGGUGGCCAUCAUUACGACCAUCGACCCGUGACGACGACUGAGAAGCCCGCAGAAAAGACUGUCAACGAGAACUCUGAGGCAUCGGCUUCUAACAGCGAGGCUGAAACGUUGUCCGAGAUUAAAUCUUCGGAGAGGACUCGAUCUUCGCCUUCGAGAGGAUACGAAAAACGCUUCUCCUCUGGAUUCGUUGCUAAAGAGGGCAGCAAAGUAGCCGGGGAUCGAAUGUUGAAUCAAUUGAUAUAA
This is a messenger RNA of Apis laboriosa (Himalayan honeybee), 1698 nucleotides long. RefSeq lists its product as uncharacterized. NCBI's taxonomy places the organism in Eukaryota, Metazoa, Arthropoda, Insecta, Hymenoptera, Apidae. The record is from RefSeq and is a predicted model, not a curated record. The transcript has 3 exons. The coding region runs from base 1 to 1698 and encodes 565 amino acids.